This is a messenger RNA of Knipowitschia caucasica, 2886 nucleotides long. The record is from the annotation of a GenBank genome assembly. Lineage: Eukaryota; Metazoa; Chordata; Actinopteri; Gobiiformes; Gobiidae.
AUGGCGGCGUGCAGGCUGGCAGCACUGCGGCUCCGCGGACUGGGGCCAUUGAGUCCCCUGAGGGCCUUCAGCAGCAGGGGCCUCUGUCGCAGGGCUCUCCUGGACUCGGAGCUCCGUGUCAGCGCCGCGGGGGGCCUCAGGGUGUGGAGCGCGCACACGUGCUCUCCUCACCUGUCCCCGUUCGUCUCAGUGCGGGCCUACGGGAACCGCGUCAGCGGAGAGGAUGGAGCGAGCAGCGGGGCCCCUGGAGGAGAGGAGCCCGGGGGAGACGGAGACGGAGGCGGCUAUAACGGCCCUCACAUGACCGCGCUCACCCCCAUGAUGGUCCCUGAGGUCUUCCCCAACGUGCCCCUCAUCGCUGUCAGCAGGAACCCCGUGUUCCCCCGCUUCAUCAAGAUCAUUGAGGUGAAGAACCCGGAGCUGAUGGAGCUGCUGAGGAGGAAGGUGCGUCUGGCUCAGCCCUACGCCGGAGUCUUCCUCAAGAAAGAUGACGGGGAUGAGUCUGACGUGGUGGAGACUCUAGACUCCAUCUACACCACUGGAACCUUUGUGCAGAUCCACGAGAUGCAGGACUUGGGAGACAAGCUGCGCAUGAUUGUGAUGGGCCACCGCAGGAUCCGUAUUUCUCGGCAGCUGGAGGUGGAGCCGGAAGAGGCCACAGCGUCACCGGAGAUGGAUUCAGAAGCUCAGACCAAGCCAUCCCCACGACGUAAAGGCAAACGCACACGACGAGACACUCCGGACAGCGUGACGGAGCAGCUGGAGGACAAGAUCACAGAAGCUGACCUGAGCCCCGAGCUGCAGCCCCUGCCCCCCUCCUCCAUCCUCAUGGUGGAGGUGGACAACAUCCAGCACCAGAGCUUCACCGUCACCGAGGAGGUCAAGGCUUUGACUGCAGAAAUCGUGAAGACCAUCAGAGACAUCAUUGCGCUGAACCCUCUGUACAGGGAGUCGGUGCUGCAGAUGAUGCAGGCAGGACAGAGGGUGGUGGACAAUCCCAUCUACCUGAGCGACAUGGGGGCAGCGCUGACCGGGGCAGAGUCUCAGGAGCUGCAGGAGAUCCUGGAGGAGACUGACAUCCCCAAGAGGCUUUACAAGGCUCUGUCGCUGCUCAAGAAGGAGUACGAGCUGAGCAAGCUGCAGCAGCGCCUGGGCAGAGAGGUGGAGGAGAAGAUCAAACAGACCCACAGGAAGUACCUGCUGCAGGAACAACUGAAGAUCAUCAAGAAGGAGCUGGGACUGGAGAAGGAGGACAAAGACGCCAUCGAGGAGAAGUUCCGUGAGCGUCUGAAGAAGCUGACCGUCCCUCAGCACGUGAUGGAGGUGAUCACGGAGGAGCUGAACAAACUCAGCCUUCUGGACAACCACUCGUCUGAGUUCAAUGUGACCCGGAACUACCUGGACUGGCUGACCAGCAUGCCCUGGGGCAGCUACAGCGAAGAGAACCUGUCUCUGAGCCGAGCGCGAGAAGUGCUGGACGAGGACCACUACGGCAUGGACGACGUGAAGAAGAGGAUCCUGGAGUUCAUUGCGGUGAGCCAGCUGAGGGGCUCCACGCAGGGGAAGAUCCUGUGCUUCUACGGCCCCCCAGGCGUCGGAAAGACCUCCAUCGCCCGCUCCAUCGCACGCGCACUCAACCGGGAGUACUUCCGCUUCAGUGUGGGCGGCAUGACCGACGUGGCAGAGAUCAAAGGCCACAGGAGGACGUAUGUCGGAGCUAUGCCCGGGAAGGUCAUUCAGUGUUUGAAGAAGACCAAGACGGAGAACCCUCUGGUGCUCAUCGAUGAGGUGGAUAAGAUGGGCCGGGGGUACCAGGGCGACCCCUCCUCUGCUCUGCUGGAGCUGCUGGACCCUGAGCAGAACGCUAACUUCCUGGACCACUACCUGGACGUGCCCGUGGACCUGUCCAAGGUGCUGUUCAUCUGUACGGCCAACGUGGUGGACACCAUCCCCGAGCCGCUGCGAGACCGAAUGGAGAUGAUCAACGUGUCUGGAUACGUGGCCCAGGAGAAGCUGGCCAUCGCACAGACAUACCUGGUCCCUCAGCUGCGGACUCUGUGUGGACUCGGUGAAGACAAGGCCUCCAUCUCUGACGAUGCCCUCAGCCUGCUCAUCAGGCAGUACUGCCGCGAGUCCGGGGUCCGCAACCUCCAGAAGCAGGUGGAGAAGGUGUUCCGGAAGGUGGCCUUCUCCAUCGUGAACGGCGAGCAGUCCUCGGUGAACGUGACCCCGGAGAACCUGCAGCAGUACGUCGGCAAGCCUCUGUUCACGGUGGACCGCAUGUACCAGGAGACCCCCCCAGGAGUGGUCAUGGGGCUGGCCUGGACCGCCAUGGGUGGCUCCACUCUGUUCAUCGAGACCUCGGUGAGACUGCCUCCAGCCAGCGGCCCCAACGGCAAAGGGGAGGGCUCUCUGGACGUCACAGGUCAGCUCGGGGACGUGAUGAAGGAGAGCGCCAAGAUCGCCUCCACGUUCGCUCGAGCGUUCCUCAUGAAGCAGGAGCCGCAGAACGACUUCCUGAGCAGCUCCCACCUGCACCUGCACGUCCCCGAGGGGGCCACGCCCAAAGACGGCCCCAGUGCCGGCUGCACCAUAGUAACGGCCCUGCUGUCUCUGGCCACAAACCGACCAGUGCUGCAGAAUCUGGCCAUGACCGGAGAAGUGUCGCUGACCGGAAAGAUCCUGCCUGUGGGAGGGAUCAAGGAGAAGACCAUCGCCGCUCGCCGCGCUGGGGUCACGUGCAUCAUCCUGCCUUUGGAGAACCAGAAGGACUUCUCUGACCUGCCUGACUACAUCUCUGACGGCCUGGACGUGCACUUUGUGGAGCACUACAGCCAGAUCUACCCCAUCGCCUUUCCCCAGAGCCCCGAGGGCCCCCAGAGCUGA